CAUAGCAACGACUAAUGGUUUCACUACUUCGAUUAUUGUCCAAGUUUUAAGUUUAAAAUUCUCAAAAUGUAUAAACUUGAUUUACCUGUGGAUAUGAAAGAAACUGCUGCAAUUCAAAGAAGGCGAAAUGCUGAACUUCAACGACAAAGCCGAAUAUUUAAUGCCCGUGUUCGCACAAUUGGGGUUGAUUUAGAUGGCUUAAAAAAUCAAGCUGCUGAACGAAAGGAAAGGGAGGAGACGGAGAGGCAACGCGAAGAAGCAUUUGCAAAUCAGACAAAUCGGAAUGACAAGAUAUGCGUGCUAUUAGAGAAGAGGCAAGAGAACGAUAUACGAGAGCUGAAUAAGUCUUUGAACGAUUACAGAAAAACAUUUCAAAGAAAGGAGGAUACGCGCGAAUUUGAUUUAAAUGACCCAGAUCAACUGAAGAAUGACAAACCAGCUCGUAUAUCAGAUGAUGAUCCUAGAUUAGGUAUUUCUAGUUUGCAGAAAUUCUCUGGAGAGGACCUUAACAGUAAGGAAAGGAAGCAAUUACAGCAAGAACAAGUGAGGGAAUGGUGCAAACAGCAAAUGAACGAAAGAAGUCAAGAGGAGGCAAAUAAUUCACAAGCUAACAGACUUUAUGAUUUGAAAGCAAGAGAGUUGGAUCAGAGAGCUGUUGAACUUGCUGAAUCCGAACGGCAGUGCAGAGAAGCAAUCAAUCUCGCAACUGCAAAAUACAAUGCCGCGUUGGCCAGGGAAACGAAGGCAAAGAAUGAGUUGAUUAAAACUCAAGAGCAAGAUGAUAAUUUCACAGAAAUGUCAAAUCACAUCUUUGGAGAUAUUCUGACGGAGAAUCCCGAUGUUGCUCAGAGUGCGUUUGGUCCACAUCGUGUUAUUCCUGAUCGAUGGAAGGGAAUGAGUCCUGCUCAAGUGAAUGAAAUACGAAAAACACAGCAUGAUCAGAUGUUAGAGAAACAGCGUCUCGAGGAGGAAGAAAAACGGAGACAAGAAGAAUGGGAAAGAUUACAACUUGCUCAAGCCAAAGCAGGAAUUUUAGCCGAACGAGAACAAGGGCGCGUGAAGAAACAAUUAAACAAGCAACUUAUAGAUGAGAAUACACGACUGGCUUCGGAACAGAGAAUCUACCAAAAUCAUCUCAACAAAGAAGUAUAUACCAAUCCACCAACAGCUGAUUUCUUCAUGCAGUUUAACACAAGCAGCAGAUGAACGUUAUGCAUGCAAUCUUGUAUUCCGAGUUGUAUUCCAUAUGAUGAUAGUAAAUAUUUGUCUGAUAAAUGACAACUUCGUAAUUAUACUAAAGGUUAUUGCAUGCAAUGGUCUGAUAUUUCAAAUUCUUUAUCUUUACGUGUAUAUGACUUUAUUAUAUCACAUUUGUGAUCGAUCUCUUACAUUUUUUUAACAACCUUUUACUCUUGCAAAAGAGUUGUAAAGCAAUUAGUUCACCACUUCGGCGUGAUAAAAAACAUCAUCUUACUGG
Molecule: messenger RNA, 1477 nt
Organism: Dendronephthya gigantea
Lineage: Eukaryota; Metazoa; Cnidaria; Anthozoa; Malacalcyonacea; Nephtheidae
Product: RIB43A-like with coiled-coils protein 2
Exons: 6
Coding region: 67-1206 (379 amino acids)
Source: RefSeq, a predicted model, not a curated record